This is a messenger RNA of Otolemur garnettii (small-eared galago), 875 nucleotides long. It is a transcript of the gene TRNP1, whose product is annotated as TMF1-regulated nuclear protein 1. Gene Ontology annotation, molecular function: DNA binding. Gene Ontology annotation, cellular component: nucleus. The transcript has a single exon. The record is from RefSeq and is a predicted model, not a curated record. Gene Ontology annotation, biological process: regulation of cell population proliferation. The coding region runs from base 1 to 699 and encodes 232 amino acids. NCBI's taxonomy places the organism in Eukaryota, Metazoa, Chordata, Mammalia, Primates, Galagidae.
AUGCCGGGCUGCCGCAUCAGCGCUUGCGGCCCCGGGGCCCAGGAAGCGACGGCAGAACCGGGGUCCCCGCCGCCGCUGCCCCGGGAGCCCCUGCCAUCCCCUCAGCCCCCUCCCCCAACCCCGACCUUGACCCCGACCCCGACCCAGGUUCAGGCCCCGCAGCUGUCGGAGACGGCCCGGGAGUCAGCCGGUGUGGCCGAAGGGCAGGAGCUGCAGCGCUGGCGCCAGAGCGCUAGCGGGGGCGCGGGGGUCACGGGGCCCGGUGGGGGCGCGGGCUGCGGCUCGGGAGCGGCGGCUGGAGCUGGAGGCCGCGCGCUGGAGCUGGCCGAAGCGCGGCGGCGCCUGCUGGAGGUGGAGGGCCGCCGGCGCCUGGUGUCGGAGCUGGAGAGCCGCGUGUUGCAGCUGCACCGAGUUUUCCUGGCGGCUGAGCUGCGCCUGGCUCAUCGCGCUGAGAGCCUGGGCCGCCUGAGCGGCGGCGUGGCGCAGGCCGAGCUCUACCUGGCGGCGCACGGGUCGCGCCUCAAGAAGGGCCAGCGCCGUGGCCGCCGCGGCCGCCCACCCGCGCUGCUGGCUUCAGCUCUCGGCCUGGGUAGCUGCGUGCCCUGGGGUGGGGGGCGCCUGCGGCGAGGCCACGGUCCCGAGCCCGAUUCGCCCUUCCGCCGCAGCCCGCCCCGCGGCCCCGCCUCCCCCCAGCGCUGACCUCAACGCCCGGACCCCUGGCCACCCCGGACAGGCCAUCGCCGAGGUGCGGACCACAGAUUGCGAAUGCCGGCCGGAUGGACGGCGUCACCUACGCGGAUGGACAGACUGACCUGCAGGAAGAGACAGUCGGGGGUGCCAGGGGCCCAGUAAAGGAGGCUGAGGUGCGGUCUUAA